This is a messenger RNA of Notechis scutatus (mainland tiger snake), 1456 nucleotides long. The record is from RefSeq and is a predicted model, not a curated record. NCBI's taxonomy places the organism in Eukaryota, Metazoa, Chordata, Lepidosauria, Squamata, Elapidae.
AGUGGGGUUUGUGGAGUGGAAGAGAAAAACGAGAAAGGGACUGUAGGGUCCUUAGUGCCCUCUGUGCUUCGUGGUUAGCUUGCAGACGUCACCUGACCCAACUAGAAUCUCUAUCCAAAACCCGGUCAAAUUCCUCCUUCUUUGAUAACGCAGAAGAAACAGAAAAUUAAGUGACGCUCCUGCCAAGGCCGUGUCUAUAUGAAGGAAGGGGUUGAAGGAUCUACUGAAGAUGAGACGACUGAAUCGGAAGAAGACCUUGAAUUUAGUGAAAGAAUUGGACGCUUUCCCAAAGGUUCCAGAAAGCUACAUCGAGACUUCAGCAAGCGGAGGAACAGUUUCUCUUAUAGCUUUUACAACAAUGGCUCUUUUAACCAUAAUGGAAUUUACAGUCUAUCGAGACACCUGGAUGAAAUAUGAGUAUGAAGUGGACAAGGAUUAUACCAGUAAAUUAAGAAUGAAUAUAGACAUCACAGUUGCAAUGAAGUGUCAACAUAUUGGUGCUGACGUCCUGGAUUUGGCAGAAACAAUGGUUGCUACUGCAGAUGGAUUGGUCUAUGAACCAGUGAUAUUUGAACUCAGUCCCAUGCAAAGAGAGUGGCAAAGGAUACUACAAAAUAUUCAGGCCCGGCUGCAGGAAGAACACUCUCUCCAAGACAUAAUAUUCAAAAGUGCUUUUAAAAGUGCUUCAACGGCACUUCCACCAAGGGAAGACAAUCCCGUACAUUCGGCUGAUGCCUGCAGAAUUCACGGGCACCUCUAUGUGAAUAAAGUAGCAGGGAACUUUCACGUUACAGUGGGCAAGGCAAUUCCCCACCCGAGGGGCCACGCACAUUUGGCAGCCCUGGUGAGCCACGAAUCAUACAAUUUCUCCCAUAGGAUAGAUCACUUGUCUUUUGGAGAGCUCAUUCCAGGCAUUAUUAAUCCUUUAGACGGUACCGAAAAAAUUGCAUCAGAUCACAAUCAGAUGUUCCAGUACUUUGUCACAGUGGUGCCAACAAAACUUCAAACACACAAAAUUUCAGCAGAAACGCAUCAGUUUGCAGUAACAGAAAGGGAGCGCGUGAUCAACCACGCAGCCGGAAGUCACGGAGUCUCUGGAAUUUUCAUGAAAUAUGAUAUCAGUUCCCUUAUGGUGACCGUCACCGAGGAACACAUGCCCUUCUGGCAGUUUAUCAUCAGACUCUGUGGUAUAGUUGGAGGAAUUUUUUCUACUACAGGCAUUUUACACAGCAUUGGAGGGUUCAUAGUGGAAAUUAUCUGUUGCCGUUUCAGACUGAAGUCUUCUAAAUCUACACCUGUUCAACUUCCAGAUAGUCAACGAAAUGACCACGAACCUCUAGCCACCGAAGAGGCGACGCAAUAGCCCCUCCUUCAGAAACUCUAGUCUUGACAUGAAAAGACAUUUUUUUAAUAGCAAAAGAUUGUGCAAUACAUUAAAGACACAGAGCGGAGGGGG